Messenger RNA from Dibothriocephalus latus, 609 nucleotides. The record is from the annotation of a GenBank genome assembly. NCBI's taxonomy places the organism in Eukaryota, Metazoa, Platyhelminthes, Cestoda, Diphyllobothriidea, Diphyllobothriidae.
AUGUCCUUUUUGAGUCAAGCAUUUGAGAUAUAUGGCGUUGCCUUUCGCUUCCUUCUCCUGGCGUCUAUCUUCCUCUUCCGGAACACCGCAGCCUAUCUAGGGGCUGCCUUCGAAUUCAGCCGCCAGUUCAUGUACAAAUGGACAGUGAACUGGAAAAUCCUACCUGAAAGCGUCUUUCUGGACCGUCGUUUCCAUGCUGCUUUGCUUGGCCUCCACAUCCUCCUUCUUGCCUUCUUUCUUAUUCGCUUUAUCAGGUCGCGUGGAGGUUUGAUGCAAUUCUUAGACCUGAUGCCUCCAAGCAAGCGGAGGGAGAAGCUUAAUCCAGAAGACGUUGUCUAUCCGAUGUUCGUCACAAACUUCAUCGGCAUCGCUUUCAGCCGUUCCCUGCACUACCAGUUUUAUGUUUGGUACUACCACACCAUUCCAUACCUUCUCUGGUCCGUGCCCGCCUUCUCCAACUCAAUUCGCAGUGCAAAUCUGCAUGCCUGCCACCUCGUCCUCCUUAUUGGACUGGCAAUGAGCGCGCUCCCGGCUCCCCACGAUGCGCCUACGGCGAAACAGACCACGGGACCAAAUGCCGGAAAGUCAAAGAAACUAAAAAAGAACUGA